AUGCCGCUUGUUAUUUUCACAGGGUAUCCAUGCUCGGGAAAGACCAAAUGGGCUAAAAGACUACAGAAGGACCUCGAGCAGAGGAUCGCCGGCGCCAAAGAGAAUUCGAGCGCAGGCCACAACUAUAGAGUGAUUUACCACUCCGACGAGACUUUUAGCAUUCCACAUGAAGUAUACGAAGAUUCCAAUAAAGAAAAGCAUGCACGGGGCACCCAGAUCUCAGCAGUCAAGCGGGACCUAACCAAAAACACAAUCGUGCUUCUAGACUCGAUGGCCUACAUCAAGGGGUUCCGAUAUCAGCUAUAUUGCGAAGCCAAGGGGAUGGCCACGCCUCAUUGCAUUAUUCAUGUCGCAGCUCCAAUAGAAGAAUGCCACAAGUGGAAUGAUGCCAGACCCGAGGAGAGCAGGUGGAACCUGAAGUUGAUAGACCAGUUGCAGAUGAGGUAUGAAGAGCCCAAUAGCGAUACUAAAUGGGACUCGCCUUUGUUUGAGAUUGUAUCCCACGUCGACGAGGAGACGUUGCCUGCUGACGAAAUCUGGAACGCACUCGUUUUGAAAAAGGCCCCAACACCCAACGCAGCCACUACAAUUCAAGCGACCUCGAGCAACUCCUUCUUGCAGGAGUUGGACAAGAGAACGCACGAGGUCAUCACUACUGUUCUCCAACAGCAGCAGCUUACCGUUGGCAGGGUUCAAAUCGGCGACUACAUAAUCACUAUACCCACAGGCACAGUUAGCACGGCGCAGAUGCAGAGAAUCAGAAGAUCGUUCAUUAACCUCAAUAGGAUGCGAACCAUUGAAAAAGACCGAAUAGUUCCUUUAUUCGUGGCAUAUCUAGAUAGAAGCUUGAACAACGAAGACUAG
Molecule: messenger RNA, 864 nt
Organism: Lodderomyces beijingensis
Lineage: Eukaryota; Fungi; Ascomycota; Pichiomycetes; Serinales; Debaryomycetaceae
Source: the annotation of a GenBank genome assembly